Molecule: messenger RNA, 1363 nt
Organism: Sinocyclocheilus rhinocerous
Lineage: Eukaryota; Metazoa; Chordata; Actinopteri; Cypriniformes; Cyprinidae
Product: PH domain leucine-rich repeat-containing protein phosphatase 2-like
Exons: 4
Coding region: 148-756 (202 amino acids)
Source: RefSeq, a predicted model, not a curated record
UUGACAGCCGUGCGCUUCAGUCCCACUAUGGCGUCUCAUCAAAUCAGGAUGGGCUUUUUCUACCGCCUCCUGUACCGGAAUUUAUCUGUCGCCAAUUGCUAUCUUACAUCUGGAUUUCUGUGCUGAAAGACGUCAAAUGUAGGCGAAAUGAAGGACGAGGAAAGCACAGCGCGGUCGCUCCAGAGCGCCGACACGGAGCGGAGAAAUGCAGCCGAUGUGGAGGAUGGCCGGGCGGGCAGCGGAGCAGCGCUGAACCCGGUGCUGCAUGAAGCGGGAUCCGACCGAGCCCCCGCACCGACAGCCCGAGCGGCAACGGGAAUACGCGUUUUAAAGCGUAACAUGAAGAGGAACGGCAGUCGAGGCUGCGUGACGCGGAAGACGCGCUUCGGCUCUCGAGAGCGGGACUGGCUGAAGGGCGACGCUCAGCGAGGCUGUGUGUGUCUCUACGGGGCCUCGGAGCCUCAGCCUCCAGCGUCGGGCCCCCAGACCUCCACCAGCGCCCAGCCGGACCUGAAGCUGGUGCUCUGCUCCACCAACACCACCGCCGAGGAGCUGUGUGCUCAGAGAGACGUGCAGGGCCUCUACCUGCAGCUGCACGGAGACUUAAUCAGGAGGCUGGACCCCUCCGAGCGUCCUCUUCAGAUGGUCUAUGACUACCUGACUGCUAUGGGCUAUGAAGACCCGCUCCGUGUCCAGCAGGAAGCCGCCAACUCAGACCUCAGCUGCAUGAUCCGCUUCUACAGUGCUGUGGAAUGAAUAAUGGGCUUUUUCUCGAGGCAUCAGUGUGUGUCAACAUCAGUGUUGAGGGGAUUGCGUCUGAUUCUAGCUCUUUCUCUUCAGUCACACAAAGGUUGCCAAUUACGCUUUUGUUCCAGCAUGCAUCAUGUACAAACCUCUUCCUGAUGAUGUGAUUGGCUGUUUGAGGUUUCAGAGCCAGAUUGAAAAAAAGCAUCAGCAAAAUGUGUUUUUCCUCCUUCCAACACAAACGUACUGUGGCAGUACCACAAUGCAUUUGUAUCAAUGUAAUACUAUGGUAUUAAAUGAUAUCAUGGCAUGUCCACAAACAAGGUAUUAUCCUAGUAUCAUAUCCAGAUAACCAUGGUGAUACAUCAUGCUUUUUUCACUAGCCAUUUUUGUCAAGAACGAAAGCCUGAGUAAUGAAUCAAUACGCAUAACUACUGUCGCAAUUUACCAUUAUGUUGUCUAUAAUAACACACACACACACACACACCAUAACACACACAUAUGGGUCAAUGAUGAAUAAUAGGAAUGAUUAUAAAACGGCAAGUUCUUAGAAAUACCAAAGACUAUAUAAAUACCAAGACGUUUAUUUUUACUAUGAAUGGGAGAAAGUGCAACUUAA